UUCGACUAAAUUUCACGUUACGAAGUCACACAUGUUAAUUAUAAACUUGACUAAGAUGUUUUAAUUUUUUAGACCUUUUAAAAAAUAUUCUUAUAUGUAUGGAUCCCCUAAACAGAAGACUAAUCAUAUACCAGAAGUCUUAUUUUGAAUUAUCUCGUUCACUCUUAAUUAUUCAAAAAUUGAUGUUUUAUUAUUUAAACGAUCCAACCGUACGGAUGUUAAUAAAAUAAUCUCAUCAACGUCGACACAAAAAUUCAGAUGAUUUCGAUGAAUCGAAAUACACUUUUAUAACGUUUUUAUAAUAAUACUUUAUAUAAACAAAAUAUUAAAUUAAUAAAAUAUUUUCCCAAAAACACAAAACCGACCGACUAUACAGUAAAACCGACCGACCUUGAAAAAUUACGCGGAAAAUGAAUUUUUUCGUGAAAAAUUAAAACACCCGCGCGACAGAAACGACGUCGUUUGAUGGUACUGCACAGAUUUCCAGGUCAAAACCGACCGGAUUGCCGGUCGGUUUUGGUGCGUCAGUAUAUAAACAAAAAAAAGCCCCCCUUUCCUCUUUUAUUCUCACACGAACGACAGUACUCUGCACCCCUUUCCUCUCCAAACUCUUUCAAACUCCAAACUCGAAUCAAACCCUCUCCUAACUCUUUCAAGGCAAGAAUCAAGUGCAAUGGCGGCAAGAAUCAAGAAUCGGAAACCCUCUCCAAAAUCCUCUUCAAUGGGCACCUUGUGGUGGUUUGUCAUCCUUGUGGUGAUGAUCAUUGCCUUAAUGGCAAGAAAAGGCAAGGGCAAGGGGAAGGCCAAGGAGACAACCAAAGGCAAGGGAAAAGGGAAAGCCAAGGAGACAACUUCCACUCGGAAGGGUAAAGGAAAGUCUAGCACCUUGGCUAUACGUGAUGAGCCAACUGAUUCGGAUGAAGGCGGGGAGAAUCCGAAUGAAGAGGAAGUUCCAAGACGAAGGGUAAUUAGGAGGCCACGAUCCCAUUCAGCCGGUUUGUUUGGAAAAGUCCCUCCGAAACCAAUCCGUAUCAAUAUUUCAGGAGGACAUAUUGAAGAUGAUCAAGCAAAGAAGACUUUGCUUGCUAUUGUUCGUGAAAGGUGGCCCGUUGGACAUUACACGUUCACCGACAUUGUUGAACAUGAUGGUGAAUGGCUAAAACACGUAGUCGAGGAAUUUAAUUUAUAUUUCAAGCAACAAAAGGGACAAAGCCGGUCCGAAGCAAAAAAUAUAAUUGAGAAGCAUAUCAAGAACACAAUAAAGAGGACGUUGAAUGAGCUCAAGACAAAUAUUGAGCAAAAAUCAAAGGAAAGCGGAAUAUCAAAAUUGAGUUUAAGACCUGGAUAUUGGUCUGAACUUUUUUGGAAGGAUUUAUUAAAUUAUUGGGAAAAGAAUGAGGGGCACUUGCAUAGGUCAUCCGUUGGAUCUACGAACCGCAAGAACGUCGAGCGGUUGCAUAGUGCCGGUGCCCGGUCUUUUAAUAAAGUGAAGGAGGAAAUGAAAAGGAAGGAACGUGGAAAGAAUCCAACUCGCCUUGAAGUAUGGAACCGGACGCAUACAAGGGUUGGAAGUGAUCCCGAGCACCCCGUGUAUACCACGCCUGCUGCAAUGGCCAUAGCGACACGAUAUGCUUCUAUUCUAGAAAGCAGGCCGGUGUCGGUUACACAAACAGGGGAUAGAGACGAGCCCUUGGAAUGGUGGUUGUCAGCAACCGGAGUUCCCGAAGGCAAAAAGCCUAAGAAGGACUACCUUGUUGGAUUCCCCGAGGCUCGUGCUAGUCAACUUAUUCCGACUCUUGCCUCACGUUACAGGGAUUCAACAAGAGGCGAAGCCGGUGGAUCUUCCGGUCAGAGACAAGAAGCCGUCAUUCCCGACAAUGUGUACCUCUCGGUCGUGCGCAAUGUGCUCAAUGAGGUCCGUGCGAACCCCCUUCAAUUUCAGCGACAAAUGUCUGAAGAAGAGAUCGCGAAUUUUGCAAAAACCGCACUAGAGGCCUCCGAUCCAGCUGCCGAUCCAAGUACAAGGGUUCAAUGGAAUUCUAUGAUUGGUGGGGAGAUGGUACACAUUGUGGGGUCGAUGGUCGAGGAUAUACUCCUCAAAAUGGAAAGGAAGGUUGAAGAGGAAAAGGAACGCAGACUCGCAGCGGAGAAGGAUUAUACUGAUCCAGAGGAGCUGUCGGAGGAGGAACGCGGGGGACCCGAAGCUGGUGCUGAUGCGGGUGCCAAUGCUAGUGCUGCUUCGGGAGCGGAUGCUAGUGCUGCUUCGGGAGCGGAUGCUAGUGCUGCUUCCGGAGCGGGUGCUACUGCCGCUGCGGAUGGAGCUGCUUCCGAUUCAGAUGUUACAUUAGAUUAGUUUGGCUUUUGAAUAUUUGUGUUUUGAAUAUUGUGUUUAAGUUGGAUUUGGAAUUUGGUUAAUGCUUGUGUUUUGCCCUUGUAGACAAUUAUAAGUUUGAUGUUUGGGAUUGUAGUUAUGGUAC
This is a messenger RNA of Daucus carota subsp. sativus, 2477 nucleotides long. RefSeq lists its product as uncharacterized. The record is from RefSeq and is a predicted model, not a curated record. Bases 674 to 2353 code for a protein of 559 amino acids. NCBI's taxonomy places the organism in Eukaryota, Viridiplantae, Streptophyta, Magnoliopsida, Apiales, Apiaceae. The transcript has 7 exons.